UUCCUGCCUUCCAGUUCCAGUCCUGGAUGAGUCUCUGCUAGUCUGCUCUGCUCUCCUCGACCCGUCCGCCUCCAACCAACCACGGGCAUGGCUGUCGCGACGGAAGAUGCCGCGCCUGCGCCCGCCGUCCCCGCGGCCGCUUCUGAUCCCGCCGCCGGUCCUAUUGAUGAUGAGAUUACAGUGGAGGAAACUUCUUUUGUGCAUACUGAACCUCCCCAAGAUGACAAUGCCCCACCUGUGGUUACCACUGAUACGGAAGUUCUCCAUGACAAAGUUAAGAAGCAAGUCAUUAAAGAAGGCCAUGGGAAGACACCCUCAAAAUUUUCCACAUGCUUUGUGCAUUAUAGAGCAUGGGUUCAAAGCUCUCUUCAUAAAUUUGAGGAUACUUGGCAAGAACAGCAUCCAAUUGAAAUUGUUAUUGGAAAAGAGAAAAAGCAAAUGACUGGUUUGGGCAUUGGUGUUGGUAACAUGAGAAGCGGGGAACGUGCAUUGUUGCAUGUUGGCUGGGAGCUAGGCUAUGGUAAAGAAGGAAGCUUUUCAUUCCCAAAUGUCCCUCCAACAGCAGACCUUAUAUAUGAAGUUGAACUCAUUGGAUUUGAUGAUGCCAAAGAGGGCAAAGCCCGUAGUGACAUGACGGUAGAAGAGAGGAUUGAAGCAGCAGACAGGAGGAAGCUUGAGGGUAACGAUUACUUCAAAGAGAAGAAAUUUGAGGAGGCUAUGCAGCAAUACGAGAUGGCUGUGGCAUACAUGGGAGAUGAUUUCAUGUUUCAGUUGUUUGGAAAGUACAGAGAUAUGGCUUUGGCUGUGAAAAACCCUUGCCAUCUCAACAUGGCGGCAUGCCUGAUCAAACAAAAGAGAUUUGAUGAAGCUAUCGCACAAUGUAGCAUCGUGUUGUCAGAGGACGAAAUCAAUGUCAAAGCACUCUUCAGACGCGGGAAAGCUAGAGCGGAGCUCGGCCAGACUGAAUCGGCAAGGGAGGACUUCCUGAAGGCCAAGAAGCACGCCCCAGAAGACAAGGAGAUCCUGCGGGAGCUCCGUUUGCUUGCCGAACAUGAUAAAGCUAUAUACCAGAAGCAGAAAGAGAUGUACAAAGGCCUCUUCGGGCCGAGGCCCCAACCCAAACCCAAGGCCAGGAAUUUCAUCCUCCUCUUCUGGCAGUGGCUCGUGUCGCUGAUACGUAAUCUCGCUAAGAUAUUCACACGCAAGAAUGACUAGCAAAGUCUAGCAUGAUCUGCCUCCUAGGGGCCUUGUGUGCAAGUGCUGUAGGUUGACGGUGACACCGAAGAACCUGGUGAUGAUCAUUUAUGGUUCCUUCUCUGUAACUUAUUGCUUUCACCUUUGACUUUACGGAUUGUAUUUCUAUUUCUAUAGUAUAUAAACUUUGGCAUC
Messenger RNA from Brachypodium distachyon (stiff brome), 1389 nucleotides. Its product is annotated as peptidyl-prolyl cis-trans isomerase FKBP42. The coding region runs from base 88 to 1215 and encodes 375 amino acids. Lineage: Eukaryota; Viridiplantae; Streptophyta; Magnoliopsida; Poales; Poaceae. The record is from RefSeq and is a predicted model, not a curated record. The transcript is spliced from 7 exons. Gene Ontology annotation, molecular function: protein binding; peptidyl-prolyl cis-trans isomerase activity.